Molecule: messenger RNA, 561 nt
Organism: Oppia nitens
Lineage: Eukaryota; Metazoa; Arthropoda; Arachnida; Sarcoptiformes; Oppiidae
Product: basic helix-loop-helix transcription factor scleraxis-like
Exons: 3
Coding region: 1-561 (186 amino acids)
Biological process (GO): developmental process; regulation of transcription by RNA polymerase II
Molecular function (GO): DNA-binding transcription factor activity, RNA polymerase II-specific; protein dimerization activity; RNA polymerase II transcription regulatory region sequence-specific DNA binding
Source: RefSeq, a predicted model, not a curated record
AUGAAUGGCAACAACCAAUUACUGACUGUUUUCCGAUCAAAAGGUGAGCGCAGAUUUGAUACACAAAUUCAGAGACAAGUGGCCAACGCUCGGGAAAGGGAUAGGACUGAGUCGGUCAACAGUGCAUUCAUUGUAUUAAGGAGUCUCAUACCUACCGAUCCGCCCAAUAGGAAACUGUCCAAAAUUGAAACAUUACGACUGGCCGUUUCAUAUAUUAAACACUUGAAUAAUGUCAGAAAUGCACUAUUUAAUGGUGAAGAAAGUGAUAACAUAUGUGUACGAAAUGCAAGAAUCGGUUCGUUGACCGCAAAAACUAUUUGCACUUUUUGUAUAACUAAUCAAAAGUCAAUCUCAUAUCAACCGUACAUCUAUGAAACAUCUGGAUCUACAAUAACCUGUUGUGACGACUACUUAAUUGCUGAACAAUUGGAUAAAAUUACUGAUAAUAUGUGUGACCAACUGUUUCCACAACUCAAUGAAUUUGAUGUAAUCACUGGUUGUGGUGACAGUAAUUCAUCGCUUAGUUAUUUCAAUGACUCGUCAUCUUCUACUCAUUAUUGA